Messenger RNA from Clupea harengus (Atlantic herring), 2040 nucleotides. Its product is annotated as toll-like receptor 13. The record is from RefSeq and is a predicted model, not a curated record. Gene Ontology annotation, biological process: toll-like receptor signaling pathway; inflammatory response. Gene Ontology annotation, molecular function: signaling receptor activity; protein binding. The coding region runs from base 74 to 1582 and encodes 502 amino acids. Gene Ontology annotation, cellular component: plasma membrane. NCBI's taxonomy places the organism in Eukaryota, Metazoa, Chordata, Actinopteri, Clupeiformes, Clupeidae. The transcript is spliced from 2 exons.
GGACCUGACACUCAGAACCAACCAGUUUGUGUGUCUAAGUCACCUAGAAAACCUGGAUCUGUCAGGGAAGUAUAUGCAAAUUGAAGACUUUGCAUUUGAGGGGCUUUAUAAUAUGCGAUACCUUUGGCUACAGGCGGAUAUCCUCCCUGAGAUGAAAGCACGGGUUCUCCAUCUUGGAAAUCUGAUGUUUUCCAACUCUGAGCACUCUGGCAUGCAGGUCCUCAACCUGAGUCUCAUCUUUGGGGGCUUCCCUCACCAGCUGUCUGACCUCACCAUCACGUCUGCUGUGCGCCCCAUGACUCUGGUCGUCGCUGAUGACAGCGCCCCAGAGGUGGGCCUGAGUCUCUCACUCUCAGGCCAGAAGAUUGUUUUAUGGGGUUGUGAGAAACGUUUUCUAAAGUCAGUUACCAAACUCCAAGUUACAGCUGAGUUCUUCCUUUGUGCGCCUGACAAUACUGUUGCUAUCAGUCACUUCACGUCUGUGGUAUUUUUUUUAUUUGCUCAGUGGCAUAUGAGCACAGUCCAAAACCUCUCUGGUCUGAACAGAUUGGUGCACUUAAGGCGUCUAGACCUCGAACAAGUCAACUUCGUCAAUCAGCCAGAGAUGAGUCUCAUGUUUCACAACUUGACCAAGUUAGAGAGCUUAAGUCUGACUCGGUGCUGGUUGGAUUCUUUGGAGGGAGACCUCAGUCUGGAUAUGACCUCUCUGAAGUAUUUCUCCCUAUUUCAAGAAACAGAGAUCAGUUUGACCACAGAUUUCUUUGAGCACCUGACCAGCCUGAAGUUUGCUUUCAUCUAUCAAACACAACUCCGCUGCACCUGUGAUGAUGCCUGGUUCCUCCGCUGGGCAAGGAAUCAGCAACAAGCAGAAGUGUUUGUGUUCUCUGACGAAAAUGAACCACUGAGCUGCAUAUCAGAGGGUGGGCUUCAGGACCUGGACAGCUAUGGCCAGGCCCACUGCAGUCUGGAUGUGGGGUUUGUGUUCUUUAUCAGCACAUCAUGCUUCCUCCUGCUGUUUAUGUUGGUUGUGCUGCUGCAUCAGCUGGCCAGAGACUACCUGCUGGCCUUCUACUACAUCACUCACGGCUGGUUGAAUGAGGCACUACGUCACCAGAACACCAGAGGGCGAUACCUGUAUGAUGCCUUUGUGUCUUACAGUGGCAGAGAUGAACGCUGGGUGAUGGAGGAACUCCUGCCCAACCUGGAGCAGAGAGGGCCCCCAUUCCUGCGCCUUUGCCUGCACAGCAGGGACUUCCAGCUGGGAAAGGAUAUUGUGGAGAAUAUAACCGACAGUCUCUACAGAAGCCGCCGCACCCUCUGCCUGGUCAGCCGCCACUUCCUGCGGAGCAACUGGUGCUCCCUGGAGAUGCGACUAGGCACCUACCGGCUGCAGGUGGAGCACAGGGAUGUGCUCAUCCUGGUGUUUCUGGAGAAGAUCCCUUCUAAUCUGCUCUCUGCCCACCACAGGCUGGCCCGACUGGUCAAGACCAGGACUUACAUAGACUGGCCUCAAGACCCGGCCCAGCAGGAGGCUUUCUGGGACAGACUAUGGAACAAACUAGUGACAGACAAGCCGCUAUGAGUUGCCAUGCACCAAUUUUUUUUAUUCUCAACUGUACUUUUUUAAUACAGCCUGAAUGUAACAUAAAGUAGAGUACAAAUGUAAAAAAUGCUUUCUGAUAUAGAUACCACAUUAUUUUGAAGAAAUUUGCUAGGAUAAACAGACACCUCUUUUGAUGGAUAAAUUAUGAGAGAUCUCUGAUGGUUAAUGUUGCUCACGUGAACAAAUAUUUUUUAUGAACCACAAGAUGCAUUAAGAAUCGGAUCGUUUUGAAAUAGAUCCAGAGAGUGGAUGUGGCCUGGGACAGUUCUAAAAUGGUGUUUGAAGCAAAAGUGAAUUCUGCGAAGACUCAACUGAUUAUUCUCCAGAGUUGUGUGGCAGAGCUGUAAAUGUGUGUGUACACUUGGUUGUGAAUCAGAUUUCAAUGUAUUCUGGAGUAAGUACAACCUGUACAAUUUGUCACAUUAAAUAUGUUCAUA